GGCUUUGUUGAGUAGUUUUCUGAGCAUGCCGAUUUGAAACAAUUCAGUUCUUUUGCGCUAUGUUCGGAUUAUGGACGUGAAACGGUGUCCUUCCGAGAGAUCGUAGCGUUUACGAGAUUGCUGACAGGUCGGCGGGGAUGCGGCGUCGCGAUGGGAAACAUUUUUGGCAGAAAGAGACGCACUCGGGUGACAGAGCAGGACAGAGCGAUUUUGCAACUGAAACAGCAGAGGGAUAAGCUGAAACAGUACCAGAAGAAGAUCACCGUUCAGCUGGAGAAGGAGCGGCUUCUGGCCAAACAGCUGCUCAAGGAUGGGAAGAAGGAGAAGGCCCUGCUGCUGCUCAAGAAGAAGCGCUACCAGGAUCAGCUCCUGGACAAAACCGAGAACCAGAUAGGCAACCUGGAGCGCAUGGUUCAGGACAUCGAGUUUGCCCAGAUUGAGAUGAAGGUGAUCGAGGGACUGAAGGUUGGAAAUGACUGCCUGAAGAAGAUGCACGAGGUGAUGUCCAUUGAGGAGGUGGAGAGGAUCCUGGAUGAGACUCAGGAGGCCGUCGAGUACCAGAGGCAAAUUGACGACAUGCUGGCGGGGUCGCUGACACAGGAGGACGAGGACGCCGUGCUGGCGGAGCUGGAGGCCCUCACUCAGGGCGAGGACGUGGAGCUCCCAGAGGUGCCCUCCGAACCCCUGCCGGAGGUGCCCGAGGAGCCGGAUAAAGAACCAGAGAGGGAGAGGGAGAGGGAGAAGAGCAAGCCUCGGCAAGAGAUGCUGGCAGCUUAGUGCUGCGCUGGCGCCCCCUGGUGCCCACAUUCUCCAUCCUGCCAGUCCCUGUGUACCCACAUCCUUCCCCCUCCUACUCAUCCUCCAUGAACUCUGACCCCUCCUCACCCCACCUACCCAGCAUGCACCAGGAACAGCCAGCCCCCACGACUGGAGGCCCCGCCUCCAAAAUUGCAAGCAGCUUUCAUAUUGCGAAACCAUUUGACGGCCUCAAGGCUUUCACCUUUCUGAUUGGUCAGAAGCUUGGCCGUGAAGUUGGUGCUGCUCUUCGACAGGCUGUUGGUUCUCCUCUCGUCCUCCGAUUCCCCCCGGCUCUCGGUUUAGAUCACAGUGAAAGAGUCAGACUUUUAGUGGCCCGAGCAGGCUUCUGUGGUGCUGUUACUGGAGCUGUCGGCCAUUUUUGUUUUUUUUCUUCUUCUUUUCAUCAUGAUUGUUGUAAGAGGUGACACGGAGAGUGGACCCGACUGUGUGUGUGUCCUGGUAAGGCCAUGCCAGCCCAGCGGAAGGCCCGCUCCAUUAGAGAGGGGCACUGAAGGCCUUACCCACUUUCACCACAGCUGAAUCGGUCAGAUAUUCACACAAGCAGGGCCUGGGUUACAGCACCAUCGCCUGCUGUAGAGGUAUCUGUAAUGAUUUGAGCCUGAUCAAAUCAGUGAGGGAUGAGAGCUCCAGGUGCGCUCUAAGGUGGUGCAAAUUGGGUUAUACCUCAGUGUCGCCCCCUUCAGCUCCACAUUUUACCUGCUUGCUGGAAGCCACGUUUCGUCUGUUGGCAGGUGGGUAUUGGAGUGGCUGCCCCCCCACCCCCCACCCCUUCUCAGUUUACAGGUUCAGGUCUCUGACCAGCUCUCUGAAAGCCCCCC
This is a messenger RNA of Megalops cyprinoides (Indo-Pacific tarpon), 1637 nucleotides long. Its product is annotated as charged multivesicular body protein 6-like. The transcript is spliced from 8 exons. Gene Ontology annotation, cellular component: ESCRT III complex; multivesicular body. The coding region runs from base 151 to 777 and encodes 208 amino acids. Gene Ontology annotation, biological process: vesicle budding from membrane; late endosome to vacuole transport via multivesicular body sorting pathway. The record is from RefSeq and is a predicted model, not a curated record. NCBI's taxonomy places the organism in Eukaryota, Metazoa, Chordata, Actinopteri, Elopiformes, Megalopidae.